UACAUACUUUACUAAGAAUUUUUUUGUUUAAUUCUAAUAUCUUUACUUCAUGUUAUAAAAAUAAAAGCCAAGACAUGGUGAGGCUGCCAGUUGCUUUUUUGUGCAUUGGAUACAUUCUGUUAACUCUUGCAGACAAUGGUGAUUUUGACUUAAAAGAUGCUCUUGACCCAAAUGAUAAGAAGCCUUCUGAAGCAACCAAAAAGCCACCAGGGGGUAACAAACCCCGACCUCUCUUAUAUCCUGACCUUAGACCAUAUUCAGAUAAUCAUGGAAAUGGCGGUGCCUUUAAUGACCUAGAUCUCAAUGAUGGGAAAUCUUUACCUCCACGCCCAGCAGGCGAGAGAGAGCAAACUUCAGAUCAGGGUGGAAAUACAGUUGACUCUGCUACGACAGCUCAGAUUACAUCUCCUGUUGUUGCUAUAGCUGUGAUGCUGACCUUUGGGGCCAUAGCUGGCUAUACUGCUUAUAAGCAGAAAAGAUACUGUUUUAAACCAAGAGAUGGAGCAGUUGCCUAAACCACUCAAAAAUGAUCCAAGAAAUAUUGAGUUCCACAAAAUCAUCAACAAAUGAACGAACUGCAUACUGUAAUAUCUAUGAUGCUGUUGCUAAGAUUUUAUGUAAUGUGGCAUUUUGUUUUUGUGUAUAAAAACUAAAGAACAAACUUUCAAAACAAGAGAUUGGUUAAUGAUACACACUGCUUCUACAGUGUAUAAAUUGUAAACACACACUUUGUAUGAUUUUUUUUUCAGUUCAUACAGUUUAGAAACAUUUUAUGUUCUGUUUAUUUAAGAUCAUUGGAUCCAAAUGAUCAGAAUCUCAAUUUCACUCUUAGUAUACAGACAUUGGUUUAUAGUUAAGGCUCUUUAUGUACCCUUUUUCAGAUCUUCAGGACUACUUAAAAAUCUAUGGGGUGAUAGUUGCACUGAAAUGUUGAAAGAUGCACAUCAUGUCCUUUCUCUAAUUUAGUUAUACUGCAUCAAUGUUCAGGGAAACAU
This is a messenger RNA of Protobothrops mucrosquamatus (brown spotted pit viper), 995 nucleotides long. Its product is annotated as glycoprotein Xg. The coding region runs from base 75 to 515 and encodes 146 amino acids. The transcript is spliced from 8 exons. Lineage: Eukaryota; Metazoa; Chordata; Lepidosauria; Squamata; Viperidae. The record is from RefSeq and is a predicted model, not a curated record. Gene Ontology annotation, biological process: positive regulation of neutrophil extravasation; homotypic cell-cell adhesion; T cell extravasation.